GGCUGCUCGUCUCCCAUCGUGGUGAAGUUCGCCGACACGCAGAAGGACAAGGAGCAGCGGCGUCUGCAGCAGCAGCUGGCGCAGCAGAUGCAGCAGCUCAACAGUGCGACCACCUGGGGGAGCCUGACCGGCCUGGGGGGCCUCACCCCGCAGUAUCUGGCUGUAAGGAGAGCCGCCGCGUCGCCCACCAUCAUCACCACCUCCUCCUCCACCCCUUACUGCAGCCCCGUGGCCAACGCCGCCGCAUUGCUCCAGCAGGCAACUUCCUCCGGUAACCUGGGAGCCUUCAGCGGGAUCCAGCAGAUGGCCGGUAUGAGUGCUCUGCAGUUGCAGAACCUGGCCACUUUAGCGGCAGCAGCGGCGGCGGCCCAAAACUCAGCCAGCCCCUCCACCGCAAACCCCCUGUCCUCCAGCGCCGCCUCCCUGGGAGCGUUGGCCAGUCCAGCGGGCACAACAGCCAGCUCCAACGCCGGUGCCAUGAACUCUCUGACCUCUCUCGGCACCCUGCAGGGCCUGGCAGGCGCAACCGUGGGCCUGAACAACAUUAAUGCACUAGCAGGUAGCGUCAACA
Molecule: messenger RNA, 571 nt
Organism: Paralichthys olivaceus (Japanese flounder)
Lineage: Eukaryota; Metazoa; Chordata; Actinopteri; Pleuronectiformes; Paralichthyidae
Source: RefSeq, a predicted model, not a curated record